CGGAGCAGCAUAACAGUAUGGCGCGCUCUCGCUCGAUGGACUCUGACCGCAACUGAUCGUUUCCGUCCCUCCUCCUAGGCUUGAUUUGGGGGCGUUUUAGUGAACUUCAGUUAUGUUGGGUAUUCUUGCCAGGACGAUGAUAUAAUAAAAUUUUUAGGUCAAGGCUGGCAUGGUGAAGCCCUCCUGCCUGGUAAAGCCAGUGUCAGUGACACGGAUCGCUGGUCGCUACCUGGCCCACCAGGAGGGUCUGCCUAAGCUUCCAGUGCCACCACUGCAGCAAACAUGCGAACGCUAUCUGGCUGCCCUGACGCCCAUCGUGGACCCGGAGGAGCUGAAUCACACCCGGAAACUGCUGGAGGAGUUUCAGAAGCCGGGCGGUGUUGGGGAGAGACUUCAGAAGGGUCUGGAACAGCGAGGGAAGAAGAUGGAGAACUGGCUCUCUGACUGGUGGUUACAGACAGCUUACCUAGACUACCGGAUGCCUGUUGUUGUCCAUUCUAGUCCUGGGGUCGUCCUUCCCCGUAUGGAGUUCAGUGAUCGCCAAGGCCAGAUGAGAUAUGCUGCUAAAUUAAUCGCUGGAGUUUUAGAUUUCAAGAGCAUGAUUGACAAUGAAACAUUGCCAGUGGAGUAUCUGGGUGGAAAGCCACUCUGUAUGAACCAGUACUAUCAGGUGCUCUCGUCCUGCCGGAUCCCAGGAACAAAGAGGGACACUGUGGUGAACUACACUUUGGACAAGAGACCUCCCACACAUAUCACUGUAGUGCACAACUUUCAGUUCUUUGUGCUGGAUGUAUACAACAGCGACGGCACGCCACUGACUGUAGACCAGAUCUACAUUCAGCUGGAGAAGAUCUGGAACUCCUCUUUACAGACCAACAAAGAGCCUAUUGGCAUCCUCACCUCCAACCACCGCAACAGCUGGGGCAAAGCUUACGACAACCUCAUCAAGGAUAAAACAAAUCAGGAGUCUGUGAGAGCCAUUCAGAAGAGUAUCUUCACAGUCUGUCUGGAUGCUCCCAUGCCGCAUGCGUCUGAUGACAUGUACCGCACACGUGCUGGAGUUCAGAUGCUGCAUGGAGGGGGAAGCAGGUGGAACAGCGGAAAUCGCUGGUUCGACAAAACAUUGCAGUUUAUUAUUGGAGAGGAUGGGACAUGUGGGCUGAUCUAUGAACACGCCCCCGCUGAGGGCCCUCCAAUCGUGUCACUGAUCGACCAUGUGGUGGAAUACAUGAAGAAGUCAGAGAUGGUCCGUACCCCAAUGGUGCCGCUGCGUAUGCCUCAGAAGCUUCAUUUCAACAUCACGCCAGAGAUCAAAAUGGACAUUGAGGAGGCCAAACAAAACAUGAACAUCAUGGUACAUGACUUGGACAUGAAAGUCAGUGUGUUUUCCCAUUUUGGCAAAGAUUUCCCAAAGUCACAGAAGAUGAGCCCUGAUGCCUUUAUUCAGAUGGCUCUCCAGUUGGCGUACUACAGGAUUCACAAGCGCUGUUGUCCCACCUAUGAGAGCGCUUCCCUCCGCAUGUUCAGACUGGGCCGAACCGACACUAUACGCUCAAUGUCCAUUGACUCUGAUAAAUUCGUCAAGGCCAUGGAUGACCCUGCCAAACAUAACAUAGAGAAAGUGGCUCUGCUAGACAAAGCAGUUAAAGCACACAGAGCUUACGCAGACAUGGCCAUCCGAGGUCAAGCCAUCGACAGACAUUUGCUUGGACUGAAAUUGCAGGCUAUUGAGGACCUGGCAGCCCUGCCAGAGAUAUUCAUGGAUACCUCAUAUGCUGUGGCACUGCACUUCAACCUCUCCACCAGCCAGGUGCCAGCUAAAACCAACUGUGUGAUGUGCUUCGGCCCAGUGGUUUCAGACGGUUAUGGUGUGUGCUACAAUCCCAUGGAUACCCACAUUAACUUUGCAGUCUCUGCUUUCAACAGCUGCCAGGACACUAACGCAGCACGUCUGGCCCAAGCUCUAGAGGACGCUCUGUUAGACAUCAAGACCCUCCUAGAACAGACGCCCAAAGCCAAGCUUUAAAGAUGAUUAUGUAAUUAGACUUGAUCUUUGACCAGUUCAGUCAAGACAUUUGCAUUUACAACAGCACUCAAAAGGACAGGAACUUUAAGAAGGGUUAUUUAUUUAGCAUUUGACUAGUCUAGGCCAGUCUGGACUCUAUUCGACCACGGUCUUUAAUGAGCCUUAACACUAAAUGACAAUUUUUACUUUUUGUAUAAUUAUGUGUUUUGGCAUUCAGUUUGUUCAAUAAUCAAUUAGGUUUGUCAACAGGUAUUUCUGAUUUAUUGUUGUCUUUGUAAUGAGUUCUCAGUACAGAAAACAUACCCAGUAUGUGCUGUGAACCUGUGACUCUUCAUUGUAAUCAUACAAAAAAAAAAAAAAAAAAGAAGUUUUAAUGCCAUAAUGUAACAUAAUUAUAACAAUGUAACAUGUAACAAGUGACAUUUGCAAAGCAUUUGUUUCAUUUGUACUUUGUUCAGUGUUGUAAAUUUGCACAUUAACAUGCUUUUAAUAAAUGUAAUUUGUGUGUAUAUUGUACAAGAUGAAUGUUAUAGAUACUCAACUAUGGACUCUGUGCCUUGUUAUAAGAAAUGAGUAACAUUUCUUGUGGUCUGGAUUACCAUUCAAAAAACAUGAAUUUUACAGCAUCACUUAUUGUUCUAUGCAUGAUUGAUCAAGUAAAUGAGAUUAUAACUUUAUUGUUUCAUUAUAUAUAGCACUCAUCAGCUCUUUAUACCUGUCCACAGGUUCAGCCCUGCAAUUAUGUCACUUUCUAUGAUGACCAGGUAAAAAACUGGUCUUUAAUGUUUGACUCAUAAAGUCCUGGCCUGAGUUCUGUAAGGAGGUAAUACUUAAGCUGAAUUGUUUUAGAAAGAUUGAUGCAUUUAAAGAAAAUUCUGGUUUUGGAAUAAACUAUUCUGUUUCUCAAA
Molecule: messenger RNA, 2934 nt
Organism: Cyprinus carpio (common carp)
Lineage: Eukaryota; Metazoa; Chordata; Actinopteri; Cypriniformes; Cyprinidae
Product: carnitine O-acetyltransferase-like
Exons: 14
Coding region: 170-2026 (618 amino acids)
Biological process (GO): carnitine metabolic process, CoA-linked
Cellular component (GO): peroxisome
Molecular function (GO): carnitine O-acetyltransferase activity
Source: RefSeq, a predicted model, not a curated record